Lycium ferocissimum is the source of this 815-nucleotide messenger RNA. RefSeq lists its product as uncharacterized. Gene Ontology annotation, cellular component: nucleus. The record is from RefSeq and is a predicted model, not a curated record. NCBI's taxonomy places the organism in Eukaryota, Viridiplantae, Streptophyta, Magnoliopsida, Solanales, Solanaceae. The coding region runs from base 112 to 498 and encodes 128 amino acids. The transcript has 3 exons.
CAUAAACCUCGAUUUUGCCAUUCCUUUCAAAAAAACCCCUCAUUUUUCUCUCUAGGGUUUAUCAGAAUCCAAGUUUUUUUUUUUUUUUUUUUUAUUUUUAAAAAAAAAGCAAUGGCAUCAUCAUCAACUAGGGUUUUCGGUAACUAUUGCAGAACUCUAAUGGCUGCUGCUAAGACAUCCACCGCCACAGCUCCACCCAACCCCACCACCACUGCCACGUCGACAACCGGAAAAGGUCGUUAUAAAGGGAUAUUGAAGCCAGUACCAAUAUCACCUACGUCGACUUUCUAUUUCUUUAAGGGUGAUGAUGGAAAAUGUUUUCCAAGAAAAUAUUUUCUGUUUGUGGAUUACAUCAAAACUAAUAAUCUUCAGAACCCUGCAAACAAGAAGGAGAUAAAUUGUGAUGACAAGUUGAAGACUAUAUUUGCUGGCAAGGACAAGGUUGGGUUUCUAGAGAUUGCAAAGCUUCUAUCCAGUCAUUUUCAGAAGGCUUCUUAAAGUUUGUCAUUUUGCAGUUCCUGUAAACAUUAACAUUAGGGGCUUUUCUUGUUAGUGAACUUUGUACUGUAGUAGCUUCUCCUUUUGUUUCCCUUCACUCUGGUUGUGAGUUAUGGUGCAUAGUUCUGAAACUGAAAGCUUGCAGUGUUUUAUGGCUGCUUUGGUCCACCAUCCCCAGCCACAUUUCCUUUUUCAUGUUAUUCACUUUUUGAAGUUGAAGCAAGAUGCAAUUAUGCAAUUGUCCCUUUUCCUAUUGUAUUUUGGAUUGAGACGGGCUUAAAUGAAGUGACAUGAACAGUUCAUGUUGCUGACUCUAA